UCUCACACACAGACACAGAUAUGACCAAGACAGCAGCAAUAGCGGCAAAGGACUUCUUCAGUAUGUGGUUGCCAGAUAUCAGGAUGUCAAAGCCAGUAGAGGUCGAGAAAGUAGGGGCUGAGUCACCGAUGGAGGGCACAGAUUCAGAGCGGAAUGGACCUGAAUCAAAUCACCAGGCUCAGUCAAUGAAAGUCAAUCCCUUUCCCCUUUCACCAACCCUGAGCAGCAGCAAGCAUAAGAUGGAGGAUUGUGGUGAGAUGUCCCCGGCCCUUCCUCUCUCUCACGGCCCGACCCCCUCACAGACGGCCCUGCAACAUACACAGCUCAUGCUGACCGGCUCCCAACUAGCAGGGGACAUCCAGCAGUUGCUGCAGCUUCAGCAGUUGGUGUUAGUGCCCGGCCACCCGCUCCCAUCCCCUGCCCAGUUCCUCCUCCCACAGGCACAGCAGGGCCAGCAAGGACUCCUAUCGACACCAAAUCUCAUUUCGCUACCUCAGCAAAACCAAGGGAGCCUGCUGUCUGCUUCAACUAGAAUGGGACUCCAAGCACAGCGAGAUAAGAGUAUGGAUGUGAGCGGUGUGACCACGGUGCCCUCGGUGACCUCUCACCCUGAGGAGCCCAGUGACCUGGAGGAGCUGGAACAGUUUGCCCGUACUUUCAAACAGAGACGCAUCAAACUGGGCUUCACACAGGGAGAUGUUGGUUUGGCCAUGGGGAAGCUGUAUGGCAACGACUUCAGUCAGACCACAAUAUCCCGCUUUGAAGCCCUCAACCUAAGCUUUAAGAACAUGUGCAAGCUGAAGCCACUGCUGGAGAAGUGGCUCAAUGAUGCAGAGACCAUGUCCACAGACUGUACCAUGCCCAGCCCCAGCUCCCUGUCCUCUCCCUCUAUGGGCUUUGACGGGAUUCCUGGUCGCCGCAGAAAGAAGAGAACCAGCAUCGAGACGAAUGUACGCGUGGCCCUGGAACGCGCAUUCAUGACGAACCAGAAGCCUACCUCAGAAGAGAUCCUGCUGAUUGCAGAGCAGCUCAACAUGGAGAAGGAGGUGAUCCGGGUCUGGUUCUGCAACCGCCGGCAGAAAGAGAAACGCAUCAAUCCCUCCAGUGCCACCCCUCCCCUGCCCAGCCAGCCCCCCACUGCCCCACCAACGCACAAACCGCCCUGCUACAGCCCUCACAUGAUGUCUAGCCAGCUGUCCCAGGCCGUGACCAGUCUCAGCACAACAGUGACUACCAUGUCGCCCGUCUGCUCCCUGACUUCCAGCCUCACCUCCACCCACCCCUCUCUCAGCUCUGCACCCUCCCCGGUGACUCCUCCUCCUCCCCGCAGCACGGCCAGCCCAGCCACUCCCAGCCACAGCACACUCAACCUCAACACAGGCUUAUGGCGUAUGGGUAAAAAGAACGGUGACGUGUCUAACUACAUCACCGAUUUUGCUGCAAACUUGAGGAACACUGUGAUGGGAGUUAACACAGGGAUGAACCAAGCCCUCCUCGGUAACAAUCCCCUGGCCACUAUCCAAGCCCUAGCAGCCAGUGGUGGCCAGCUGCCCCUUUCCAGUCUUGAGGGGGCCAGUAAGGUGAUGCUGGGGGCCUGUGGGAGCCAGGGAGGGGGCCUCCCCUCCUCCUUCUUCCUCAACCAUCCCGCCCUCCUCCACAUGGGCCAGAACCCCGGCGCUGGACUGCUCAGCGCUGCCAUAGCCAAAGCCUCCCAGGCCUCCCCCUUCCCCUCGGCCAGCAGCAUCAGCCCCACCCUCUGCUCCCCCUCGCCCUGCUCCAGCCCCGCCUCUUCCUGCUCCUCCAGCGAAAUGGCACACAGCCCGCCCUCUCUGGGCGGAGCCAAGAUUGAGUGACAGCGCCAAGGGCCAAUCAGAGAGGAGGAGGAAGGAGGAAACGAGAACAUCGCCUUUCACACCAAAGCUAUCUCUUUCUCUCUCUUGCGCUCUUCUUCCGUUAUUUUAUUUUUUUUGCAAUGGCUCUCUCUCUCUCUUUCUCUCCCAGUCUUUCGAUGCCAAAAAUACACAGAAUGAAAGAGGAGAGAGGGAGA
This is a messenger RNA of Perca flavescens (yellow perch), 2047 nucleotides long. It is a transcript of the gene pou2f2b, whose product is annotated as POU class 2 homeobox 2b. Gene Ontology annotation, cellular component: nucleus. Gene Ontology annotation, molecular function: RNA polymerase II cis-regulatory region sequence-specific DNA binding; DNA-binding transcription factor activity, RNA polymerase II-specific. Lineage: Eukaryota; Metazoa; Chordata; Actinopteri; Perciformes; Percidae. The record is from RefSeq and is a predicted model, not a curated record. The coding region runs from base 21 to 1853 and encodes 610 amino acids. The transcript has 15 exons. Gene Ontology annotation, biological process: regulation of transcription by RNA polymerase II.